Messenger RNA from Trematomus bernacchii (emerald rockcod), 5061 nucleotides. Its product is annotated as macrophage mannose receptor 1-like. NCBI's taxonomy places the organism in Eukaryota, Metazoa, Chordata, Actinopteri, Perciformes, Nototheniidae. Gene Ontology annotation, molecular function: signaling receptor activity. Bases 78 to 4382 code for a protein of 1434 amino acids. The record is from RefSeq and is a predicted model, not a curated record. The transcript has 33 exons.
AUUAUUCACACAACUCUCAAACGCUGCAAGAAAUGCAUGGAUAAAGUCUUCAGAUGUGAGAUAUCUCAAUAGCAACCAUGAAGAUAACUUGGACAGCCUUACUGCUCCUCAUCCAAACAUUGCAAUGUUUGGCUUCAGAUGAUUCACCAUUUCAACUCACUAACAAGAACACUGGGUUUUGUUUGGUUAAAACAAAUAACAACUGCAAUGAUGUACGCUGGACAAAUGGGGACCGACUUCUGGUUCAAUUGUCAAAUAAGUGCCUUGGAGUCCAAGGUAAAAGUGUGGGAAGUGAAAUAAGCCUCCAUGAAUGUGACGAAAACAGCGACCUCCAAAAGUGGGAAUGCAAGAACGGGACAUUGCUCGCCCUCAAAGGACAAGAGUUUUACAUUGAGCUCACUGCAGACAACACAGCAGUUCUCUCUAAAACAGUCGGACCAAACAACCACCUUACAAUUUCAGGGACGUCCAGUGGUGCUUGUGCAAGAACAUACAGAGAACUUUUUGCAAUUAAUGGAAAUGCAGCUGGACUGCCGUGCAUGUUUCCCUUCAAGUACAAAGACAAGUGGUACUCAAAUUGCAUUGCGCUCGACUCUCCCCAAAGGCAUCUUUGGUGUGCAGUUGAAACAAAAUAUCAAAGCGAACGCUGGGGCUUCUGCCCAGUUACAACAAAAGGAGACUGGAAUACACACCCAACCACAGGAGAAUAUUACCAGCUCAACUCACAAUCAGCUCUGACUUGGCCCCAGGCUGAAGCCAGCUGCAAACAGCAGGGGGCCUCCUUGCUGAGUAUCUACGAUUUUCACCAGCAGGCUUUUGUCACAGCACUACUAGGUACAGGAGGCAAUAAGCUUUGGACUGGUCUGUUCCUGGAUCCAGAGCAUGGCUGGAAAUGGUCUAAUGGGAGACCUUACCGUUAUAUGAAUUGGGACUCUGGACAUCCCCUUGCUGAUCCUGGACACAACUGUGCAAUUGCUGAUCCUGCUGUACAGUACUCAUGGCAAAGUUCACUUUGCAGCAAGAAACUCGGAUACAUCUGCUACAGUAAAGCAGCCGAGGCACUGCCUACAAAAGCUGCAGAGACAGGAUUUUGUUCAGCCCCUUGGAUUGCCUACAAUGGCCACUGCUUCAACCUUAACCGUACUCAGAAAACAUGGCCUGAUGCCCAGAGAGACUGUCGCUUUGAAGGAGGGGACCUCGCCACCAUAAGAAAUGUGGAAGACCAAAGUUUUGUAAUCUCUCAGCUUGGAUACACAUCCACUGAUGAGCUUUGGAUUGGACUGAAUGACAGGAAGACAGAGGGACAGUUUGACUGGAUUGACCACUCCACUGUCAGUUUCACUAGCUGGGAAUUUGGUACACCUGCUGUCUCCACUGACAUAAAGGACUGUAUUCUCCUCAGAGGAGAGAAUGGGAACUGGGCUGACCGUGUGUGUGAGGAGAAACAUGGCUCCAUUUGUAUGAAGAUGAGUGCCUCAAUUCCCUCUGGAAAUGAAGUGGAGCAGGAUAAUGGCUGUAAAAGGGGGUGGAGAAAGCAUGGCUCUUACUGCUACUUUAUAGGGAUCCAGACCAAAACCUUGGAUGAAGCUAAAGAUGACUGCAGGACAUCAAAUUCCUACUUAGCUGAUGUUUCAAAUGCAGUGGAUAAUGCCUUCCUUGUCAGCUUGGUGGGGUUGAGACCAGAGAAAUACUUCUGGCUGGGCCUCUCAAACCAGAAUGACAUCGAUCAAUUUGUGUGGACCAACGCCAACUCAGUGAGGUUUACUCACUGGAAUGCUGAAAUGCCAGGUCACCGACAGGGGUGUGUUGCCAUGAUGACAGGGGUUUUUGCUGGCCUCUGGGAUGUGCUGCCCUGCACCAAUAAGGAGAAAUACAUCUGUAAACAUCUGGCAGAGGGGGCCGUUUUAACCCCUGCACCACCUAGUGUUACCCCUACACAAUGUGCAGUAGGCUGGACUCGAGUGGGAUCAAGAAACGAUUGCUUUAAGCUGUUUGUACAGGAAAGCUCUGACAUGAAGACCUGGUAUGAGGCCAGGGAUUACUGCAUGGCCCUCGGGGGGGACCUGCUCAGUAUCCACAGUUCUGAGGAGCUAAAAUCAAUACAAACAGGACGUGGACAACGAAGAGUCUGGAUUGGACUUAGUGCCCCUGACCCAACAACCGGUUAUGUGUGGAGCGAUGGAUCUCCCCUGCAAUUUCAACACUGGGAGGAUGGAGAGCCAAACAACAGAAACAACGCAGAAUCUUGCACUGAAAUAAAAACGUAUCAUAUUUGGAAUUGGAACGAUGUGCACUGUGAGAUGUACCAUGAUUGGCUAUGCCAGAUCCGUGCAGGAGUAACUCCAAAUCCAACCCCAGGCCCUGUCACUCCUGACUACAAUAAGACCUCAGACGGGUGGCUAGAAUGGAAUGGGAAUCAGUAUUAUAUUAACGAGAAUACGAUGGCUAUGGAAGAAGCUCGUCACUUCUGCCAAAAAAGGCAUAGUGACUUGGUAACGAUCAACAAUGAAGCUGAAAGUGUCUUUUUAUGGAAACAGGUGUCCAGAAAACGUGGUCAGACUCAGUACUGGAUAGGCCUGUACGUAGAUCUUGAUGGAACAUAUGGGUGGAGGGAUGGUUCUCCAGUGGUGUUUCAAAGGUGGGAUAUAAAUCAACCUAACUCUCAAAAUAAUUUUGAGAACUGUGCUGUCAUGAGUCAUCAUCUGGGGUUCUGGCAUGAUUUUAAUUGUGGGUAUGAGCACAAGUCAAUUUGCAAACGAAGAGGCUCACCACCAGCCAACGCCACUGUAGCACCAACAGUUCUUCCAAAAGGCGGCUGUACACAAAACUGGAAACAUUUUGACUUAAAGUGUUACAGGAUCAUUAAUACACAGAAAGAGACGUUCAAUGGAGCAGAGACACAAUGCAGAGCAAUAGGAGGACAGUUGGCUUCAAUUCUCUCAAGAAAAGCACAAGUCUUUUUGACUACUCAAUUGGCUGAGGCACCUACCACAGACCUGUGGAUCGGUUUGCAUAUGGUAGGUCUCUCUUCAUUUCUCUGGACUGAUGGGCGACCAAUGAAAUACAGCAACUGGAAAAUCGAACAGCAACACCUCUUUUCUUCAAGGAGCAGGUUUCAUAGCUCUUACACGAGGCAUCACAUUUCGAUCUCUGAGUAUCUUGAAAGGUCUCAACAUCGAGGGCAUAGAGAGCGGGGAAAUUGUGGUGCUUUGUCUACCAAUCGUGACGUUGGUAUUGGAACAUGGAUUAAAAAGUCCUGCAAUGACACCAAUGGAUAUGUCUGUCUUCGAAAUGUUGAUCCUUCUCUCCCAGACUCACCUGAACCUAUUCCUACCGACUAUGUCAAAAUAUUAAAUGACUCCAUUAAGGUUGUUACCCAAACAAUGAGCUGGGAUGCAGCCAAACAGCAUUGUGAACGUGAUGGUGCAAAAUUGGCCAGCCUGCGUAACGAAUGGUCACAGUCGUAUGUUGAGCUGAUGGCUUUAAAACUCAAUGCUUCUCUGUGGAUUGGAUUGAACAAAAAUCAGACUGCCGGAUAUUUCAGAUUUAUUGAUGGCUGGCGCAUCACCUUUACCAAAUGGGGUACAGGGGAACCAAGAUCAUUCCAACCUUGUGUGAUCAUGGAUGUAAAUGGAAAAUGGAUCACUACCGGCUGCAAUCAGAACUUAAACAGCAUUUGCAUGAAGUCUACAGAUGUGCCACCAACAGAGUCAAGCGAUUUUCCAGGAUUUUGCCCUGACGACCCAGAAAUGCAGAUGUUCAGGCGCCAGAGAAACAGCUGGCUACAAUUUAGGGGUUUCUGUUACCUCUUUAUGACAGGAAGGAAUACAUGGCCUGAUGCAUCAGCUGGCUGUGUAAGACAUGGUGGAACUCUUGCCAGCAUCACAGAUCCUUCUGAGCAAGAAUUCAUUCAUAGCAAUAUUAUAAGCGUUGAAGACCAAUCCUCUUUCUGGAUCGGCUUGUAUAAAACCCACAGAGGCAUGUGGCAGUGGUUGGACAGAAGCGUUAUGGACUACAGUAACUGGCGUAUUGAUCAACCAGGCGACCAUACUUAUGGAGCGAUUAGAUUUGGGGAUGGUAGAUGGACAACAGAGAACCAGUGGUAUGAAAGAGGAUAUAUUUGCAAAACUGCCAAAGUAGUAAAUCAACAAGUGACACAGACAACUGUAACUCCUAGGAUGGAUCCUCAAACCCGUGGCCACGUUUUUUUGAUAGUUUCCCUGGUCAUUAUUGCAAUUGUCAUCGGAACAUUAAUCGCCUUGUUUCUAUUCAAGAAGUCUGGCCGCAGCUUGCUUAUACCCACAAAGUUAUCAACCUUCGACAACCCUCUCUUCUUCAACAAUGAGCGGUCCAAGCCGGAUGUGGUUGAAAUUGCAGAAUAGGAGAACCCAGGGCUUGUUAUAACUCUGUGAUGAAAAAGGCAGCAGUUCAUUUUCGCUUUUGACAAUUCAAUGCAGUUGGCAAUAACUAGCUUUAAUGAUGAAAAACAAUUAGAAUGUUUUAUUUGAUGUAUAAAUCUCUGUUUGUUAUAAUUCAAAAUUGUGUUUGAUUUUAUAAAAAGCAACCAAUUAAUACAAUGUAGAUGGGCAUCUUAAUUGAAUGGGUGUAUGUAAAAUGUGUUGAUUAAUUGAUAUAUUUAGUAUAUUGUAAUGUACUACUUUCAUUUUCUAAAAAUCCAUGGGACUCAGGAAGAUCAAAUAAAUUAGUUGUAUACAAAGAUGUAAAUAACAACCCAUUGGCAUCUACAUCGAAUGAACUUUUUCUCCAAAUUCAAAGGAGAAAUGUGAAAUUAGGUUUAUUUAAGUGCUUGGCUUCAUUUGGCUUAAACAAUGAAUGUUUUUAAUUAGCAUUAAUUUUAGAGACUCUCAGAGAGAGUAUUGUGCUUGUAUAUCCUUUAUAUUCAGGUUGUGGUGACUGACUGUUUCUUCAUGGUUUCACAUAUACUGCAAGACAUAAAAAUGCUAACAUUGUUAAUCUGUUGAUUUUAUAAUAUUUCCUUUGAGACAAAAAAUAAAUAUACUGCAAACAGGCUUUUAAAUCCUACAAGCAGUUUCAAAGUUA